Messenger RNA from Callithrix jacchus (white-tufted-ear marmoset), 858 nucleotides. RefSeq names its product SWI5 homologous recombination repair protein (gene SWI5). The record is from RefSeq and is a predicted model, not a curated record. NCBI's taxonomy places the organism in Eukaryota, Metazoa, Chordata, Mammalia, Primates, Cebidae. Gene Ontology annotation, cellular component: Swi5-Sfr1 complex; Swi5-Swi2 complex. Gene Ontology annotation, biological process: double-strand break repair via homologous recombination.
UGGCCAAUGAGAAAGAUGAAGCGGAAAGGAGGCGUGGCCAGGCGGCGGCGUGGCCAGAGGGACCUGUGGCGUCACAACAAAAGCUGCGCACGCAACUGCUGUCCCCGCCCAUCCCAGGAGAGGAGCGGGGCAGGUUGCCGUUGGGUGCGCGCGCACCUUUCUGUGCGACCGUUCGAGCUCGCGGUCAACCUGAGAGGCCGUUCUCCGACUCCCGCCCUGGACCCUCUUGCGCCACUCAACCCCCUGAUCCGGGGGCCUCGGACCCCUGGGCUCAGGAGGACUGAAUCAGGACUUACCCGAAGUUGCCGCGGGGCCUUCCGAUCCCCUAGACCAUCGCCCAAAUCUGGCCAGGCUGAUCAGACCAGUGAGGAGUCUCUGCUUCUUGACAUUCAGAAACUGAAGGAGAAGAGGGACAUGCUGGACAAGGAGAUCUCCCAGUUCAUAUCUGAAGGCUACAGUGUGGAUGAACUGGAGGACCACAUUACCCAGCUUCACGAGUACAAUGACAUCAAGGAUGUGGGGCAGAUGCUGAUGGGCAAACUAGCUGUGAUCCAAGGUGUCACCACCAAAGAGUUGUAUCCAGAGUUUGGUCUGGACGUGAAUGACUGAGCAGCACCCAGGGACAGUGUGGCCAUGAUAAACCCCAAGAGCCCAACCAGCACACCUACAGAGUUUCUAGUGAGAAAAUGCCAGAAGCACUUUUCUAGAGAGCCCAAGAUGAAUCGGAAGGAGCCUAGAGGAGAGGAGGGCCGGGAGGAAGGGGCGUUCCCAGCUCCAAGGUUCCUGAAAUGUUGUAGUGAUACUUGUAUAGGGGUACAUGUAUUUUAUUUGUCAAUAAACAUAUACUGAUUCUCUCUA